This is a messenger RNA of Chrysoperla carnea, 1187 nucleotides long. It is a transcript of the gene UBL3, whose product is annotated as ubiquitin-like protein 3. Gene Ontology annotation, molecular function: protein binding. Lineage: Eukaryota; Metazoa; Arthropoda; Insecta; Neuroptera; Chrysopidae. The transcript has 4 exons. Bases 379 to 747 code for a protein of 122 amino acids. The record is from RefSeq and is a predicted model, not a curated record.
CAUAAUUAUGUGAUGGACUACUAGAACGCCAUUUUAAACUACUUAUGACAAACAAGUAGGGUAUGUUAUUAUUGUGAAGUGAUGUUUUUGUUUGUUUUAUAAUAAUUAAGACAAGCAUGAAGCAUUUAGUAUUAAUAAAAGUUAACAUUUAACAGUCAAAAUUUGUGUGAAAUUACAUUGGGGUUGAUCAUAUCAAAUCCAUAGUAUGAAUACGUGUUGUAAGAUGUUUAUUAAAGUGAUUUAUACUAUCUUUUUAUGACUCUUUGUGUGUGAAUGCAGUUUUCAAUCUACAAAAUAUUAUUCUACAUUGCAUUUUGACAUUGUUGUUUAAUAUCAAAUUGGCUCAAAUUUACACAUUUUAAAGAGAUCAAUUCGACAAUGACUUCAAGGAGCAUACCAGCUGACAAGAUAAAUCUAAGACUGAUCCUAGUUAGUGGCAAAACCAAAGAGUUUUUAUUUAGUCCAAGCGAUUCAGCUGGGGACAUCGCACAACAUGUUUUUGAAUCAUGGCCCGAAGAUUGGGCCGAGGAAGCGGUUGCUAAAGCAGAAAUAUUACGUUUAAUUUAUCAAGGUCGAUUUCUCCAUAGUAAUGUGACGUUAGGAGCUUUAGGCUUGCCACAUGGAAAAACUACAGUUAUGCACUUAGUGCCACGUGAAAAUCUUCCUGAACCGAAUUCGCAAGAUCAACGACAAAAAAGUAAAGGUGGUAGCAGCACUUGCUGUUCCGCUUCUUGUUGCAUAUUGUAAUUUUAAUUCCGCAUUGUGCUGGCACUAUGGAGGAAAGCAAGUAUUUAUAUAUUGUUGUCCCACUUAAAAAGAAGUUCUGGAUUCCUUCCAAUAACUAAUGCUAAUCAGAAAUAUAUAGAGAAUUAUUUUUUAGCAUCAUUUUAAACAUAAAAUAAAAAUAAAAAAGAAACAAAAGAUAUUUUAUAAGUGAACGGAAUAAUGGAUACGCAGCAGCUAACAUAUAAACGCCUAUCAAAUAUUGUUGACUUGUGUAAUAAUGUGAACGAAACAAGAGACAAAACAUUAUUUAAAGUGAUUUUUAAUGCGCUCUUGUUGAAUUAUAAUAACAGUAUAAAAAAUAUAAACAUUCAGAGAACAGUUAAUAAAACUUACCGUUUUCUUACAAGUUGCUAAUUUGGAUCUUAUUGUAAAUGGAUUUCCGUAAUGUUGUGAUAUGAUUU